AUGGACAGAAUCAGAAAGGAAGUUGAAUAUGGCAGAACAAAACCAUCUAGCCAGCAAAGAAACACCUGCGACUCUUGUGCCUGUAUUGUGAACUUCAAAAUUCCAUGCUUUCAUACCUUGUCCCAAUAUGAUAUUAUACCAUUAAGCGCAGUCAAUCGCCGAUGGUGGAUUAACCACGAAGAUGAUGUUGAAGCUGAAGAAAAAAAAUUAGCAAACGAAGAGUGCAUUGAAAUGGUACAAGAGGAUGAUGAAAAGAUAGAAGAAAACGAAGAAAAAGAAAAUAAAUUUGAAAAAAUUGAAGAUGCACUUGAAGAAACAGACACUGCUGCAUGUAAAGAAGAAAAUAAUGAUGCGUAG
Rhizopus microsporus ATCC 52813 is the source of this 357-nucleotide messenger RNA. RefSeq lists its product as uncharacterized. Lineage: Eukaryota; Fungi; Mucoromycota; Mucoromycetes; Mucorales; Rhizopodaceae. Bases 1 to 357 code for a protein of 118 amino acids. The record is from RefSeq and is a predicted model, not a curated record. The transcript is spliced from 2 exons.